Molecule: messenger RNA, 856 nt
Organism: Bursaphelenchus okinawaensis
Lineage: Eukaryota; Metazoa; Nematoda; Chromadorea; Rhabditida; Aphelenchoididae
Source: the annotation of a GenBank genome assembly
AUGCGCCUUCUGUUUCUACCGCUCCUUGUAUUGGCAACAGUUCGGGCCGAGUACGAUGACUCGUUGAAGUGCACGGUCUGUGCUAAGGUUGCUAACUAUAUUAUUCCUAUGAUCAGAGAAGCGGGCAAUGAUGUAAGUUCAUAUUAUGAUAUCGUAGAACCUAACUUUACAUUGAAUUAUCUUAAAAGUUACUAUGACUUCUUAAAGCUUAUGUAUAAAAGAAAAUUUUUUAGAUAGGCUUUCCCAACGUAAAUUAAAAAUUUUAACCUAUAAGCUACAAGACUAGUAAACAAUCUAAUUUUAGGCCGCUGACAACAUUUGCGACACCUUCAGCAGCGACGGUGUUCGCAGCGCCUGUGGCCAAAUCGUUGGCACCGGCUGGUCGAUGAUCGUGAACUGGGUAAAAUACAGAAAAGCUGGACCUCGCGACAUUUGUGUGUCUAUCAACUUCUGCGAGAACGGUGGCCGCGACCUCGACCAUGAAGACGCCAACCCUGAUCACGCUCGCUCGCACGGUGAAUCUGACGACAACGGAAAUAGCAACAUCGGCUCAGGAGGAGCUGGUAUUGGUUCCGGAGGCUUUACUGGUCAUGAUAGUGCUAACGAUAGAGACAGUGGUCGUGAAGGCUCGGUUGGUCGUGACAAAGACAGAAGACCAGACCACGAUCGUGUACCCGACCGUAGCCGCUCAUCCAGCCCCAGUCGCAACGGUGGCGGCGAUGACUUAAACUUUGACAGCAUUGACGCCGAAAGAGAACGUCAAGCCGAACGUGAACGUCAAGAAGAAUUAGGCAGUUCGAGAGGAAGACGUAGCGCCGUUCAACGUUAUCGAAACCAUAUGGCUCAACGAAAGUAA